Molecule: messenger RNA, 1182 nt
Organism: Penicillium cataractarum
Lineage: Eukaryota; Fungi; Ascomycota; Eurotiomycetes; Eurotiales; Aspergillaceae
Product: putative integral membrane protein Pth11-like
Exons: 4
Coding region: 1-1182 (393 amino acids)
Source: RefSeq, a predicted model, not a curated record
AUGGAGAAUCUCAUGAAUACAUCCAUCACGGCUGUGUUGGGUCCGCCACCAGCAAAUGUUGACCUUAGGCAAAACCGGACAUGGAGAGACAAUGCUGCUGUUAUCACCAUCUCCGUUAUUGCGGUAAUCGCCGUUGCGAUCAGAUUUAUUGUGAGACUCCAGAGCCAAAAGCCAAGACCCUUUCUGGACGAAUGGCUUAUUGCGGCGACUUUGGUUCCUAUGUUGGCCCUUUUGGCUGCCUCAUUAGCCGGUGGCCAUUAUGGAAUGGGAAAGCAUGUCUGGCUUGUGACAAUUGGUGCCAUGGUGAAAAUGAAGAAGAUCUUAUUCACCUAUCUUUUCGUCUACCUAUUUGAGCUGUUCCUCAUCAAGAUCUCUAUCUUGGCCUUUUACCGCCGCAUCUUUGGGCGAAACUGGUCGAUUUGGAUUUGCCUGUUUCUAACAACUGGAUGGACAGUGGGAAGCAUGAUUGCCCUCCUGGUUAGCAGUGACCCGGUUGCUUAUUUCUGGACAUCAACCUACAACUCAAAGGGCGGUCAUUAUCGAUACAACUUUUACAACUACUAUAUCGGAAAUGCAGCCGCCAAUGUCGUUAUUGAUGUCUUGAUUCUUCUCAUCCCGGUCCCGGUGGUCUGGAGAUUGAAGUUGCGAGUUACUCAGAAGAUCAUGAUAACUAGCGUCUUCUUUAUGGGUGUGUUUGUCUGUAUCGCCAGUAUCGUGCGACUCCACUACCUGACAUAUCUCAAGGGAACCCUAGAUAUCACAUGGGUGAUGAGCAAUGUCUACGUCUGGUCCACCGUGGAACCUUGCCUUGGCAUAAUCUGCGCGUGUUUGCCAGCGCUCCAACCACUCAUCCAAUCAUUCAUGAAGGCAGAACAUCUACUUUAUCUUCGAAAGAGGAUACGUCACAGCAAGAAAAUGAGUCAAGUCAAUCGGUUGCGAGAGCAUAUCAGCAACACUAGCAGUAGUGACAACAGCCAUAGUCGAUCGGACACUAUGGAUUCUUUUGACGGCAAGCCCGAGCUGGGCUUGCGAGCUCAUGAUGAUGAAGUUCAUCUUACAUCGUGCGUGGCUCAGGCCGAGUCGGAUAGGUGUCGUAAGGAAAGGGAGAAUUUGGAGGAGUUUCUAGGUCCUAUGUUUAUUCGUGUGGAGCAUGAAGUUGAAUGGACGGUGGAUCGCUCAUAG